AUGAGGCCCAAUUCGAAGCGCUACAUCCGCUUUACUGCUCCCUGGGUGCUAUCUAUCUUUGAGGCCGUCAGUGUGCUUCUCAUGUGCUUCCUGCUGGCGCCCGGCCCCCCAGGCCCGGCGCGGCCGGUGUUCAACUUCCGUUACAACUUGGAGGACAUCGCAGCUGCCAGCACAGUGCGCGCAGCCAUCAUCAGCGGGACUUACGCAUACGGCACGCGCCGCCAGUUCCUCAGGCCCUACCUGUACACCGCCUAUGCAGCCGGCGGCACCGGCCUGGCGUAUGCGCUCGCCAAGGCCCUGUGCUUCGUGUACGGCCCCAUCUGGCCAGCCCAGGCCGCAAUCAUCGGCGUGUUCGGCAUGUUCAGCUGGAUCCACGUUCUAGCGGCGCGCAACGCGGUUGCAUGGGCGCGCAAGCGUACGGCGCUUGGGCUCGCGUCAUUCCCCUGGGAACCGGCGCUGCAGGACCGCCUGCUGCCUGGCAGGGCCAGCAUAAGCACGCCCGGCGCGGCCGGCGCCAGCGACGACGGCAGCGCAGGCGCCAGCCGCGGGGACGUGCCGCCCGAGCUACUGGCCGACCCCGACUCAAACUUCACGCCUGUUGGGGAGCUCUGGGUGCACUGGAAGGAGGCGCUGCCGCCGCCCUCGGAUAGCCCCACCAAGCGGCCGCAGGGGUGGCCUCAUGGCAUGCAGGACGCCCAGCAGCAGCAGCAGCAGCAGCAGCAGCAACAAUUGGUCCUGGCGCGACCACUGCCCGGUGCCAAUGACGACGAGCGGGACGCGACCGCCGUGAUACUCAUCCACAGCGGCGGCGGCGGCGCCUUUUCGUGGCGCCACGUCAUGGCGCAGCUGGCAGAGCACUGCGGCGUGCGCGUUGUGGCCUUUGACAGGCCGGGCUUUGGCCUGACGUCGCGCCCGCCGCCACCGCCAGCCGGCAGCGGGCGGCCCGACCCGUACGCGCCCGCGGCGCAGGCAUUACUCGUGCUGCAGUUGUGCGGCGCGCUCGGCGUGCGGCGGGCAGUGCUGGUGGCUCAUGGGGAUGGCUGCCUGAUUGCGGUAAUGGCGGCGGCGCUGGCCAACAGGCAAGUGACGUCGAAGGGUCUAGUGCUCGUGCUCCACGGCUUGGGGGCCCUGCCUGGUGCGGGCGGCAGCCUCAGCCGGCGUAUAUCCAUAUCACUGCCCAGUGGCCUGGCAGGAGCCGAGUCCACCGACCUCGGGUGGCCCCCGAGCAUUGGAUCCUCCAACGCGGAGCCCCUCGGCUCCUCGCACGGCGGCAGAGGUGCGUGUGCGGCCGAGGCGCGGCAGCAGCGGCAGCAACAGCAGCAGCAGCAGCGGCAGCACCCACAGCAGCAGCAGCAGCGGCAGCAGCAGCAGGGCUUGCUUGCAUCGCCUGAAUGUGGCGGCGGCGUCGCAGGCGGCAGCGCAGUGGACAGUUUGAUGGGCCGAAUUGGCAGCGGGAGCGAGGUGGCGAGUAUGGCCGCCUCCAUCAGCUUCCAGUCGCUGCUGGCGCCCACGGAGGGGUUGGGCUCCCUGGAUCAGCAGCAAACAGAUCGUGUGGCCAGCUUGGAGGAGCCGAACGGUCGCGUCAGCUACCACACAUCACCAUCAUCCUCUCAGAAGCAACAGCAGCCACAGCAGCAGCAGCAACAACAGCAGCAAAAGCAGGGCGGGGCGCCGUCGCGGCUGUCACAGCGGGCAGCCGCUGACGGGGAGCGGGGAUCUGAGCAGCAGCGGCAAGCGACGGCAGGCUGGCGUGGAGAGCCGGAAUGCACAUUGGCGGCGGCAGUGGCGCCUGAGCUGCAGGCGAUGACACCGAGCGGCGGUGCCGCCGGUCUCGAGCCGCAGCUAUGGCCCCGGGCGGGGCAGCAGCAGCAGCAACAGCAGCAGUGCCCGCAGCAGCACCCGUAUCAGCACGAGCGGCCGCCCAGCUCGCCUGCAUUGUCUCCAGCGCACUCGCCGGAGAUUCAUUCGGAGCCUCAGCAUGGCGAGCAGCAGCAGCGGGUCGGCCGCAGUUUCAUCCUGCUGGGCGGCCGGGCUGAAUCCCUUGAGGCCCAAUUUGAUGCUGACGUCAUCGGGAUUGCCCUGCUGCACCCGAAGCUGUCUGGUCAGACGGUCAGCGGGUUCACGCGGCUGCUGGCGCGCGCCAAGCUGGGGCGCGCGAUGCUGCGGCCGCUGCUGCGGUCGGAGAUAGGCGAGGUCGCCAACCGCCGCGCGUGGCACCGCGGCGACCGUUGCACGCGCCAGGUCCUGGAGCUCUACCGCCGCCCCCUGCGGGCAGAGGGCUGGGACACAGCCCUGCUCGCCGCCAGCACCGCCGCCGACGGGCUCUCGCGCCGCGCGGUGGCCGCGGACGUAGCCGCGGCGCGCGGCGUGCCCGCGCUCGUCGCGACGGGCGCGCACGAUCGCAUUGCGACGCCGGUCAACACAGGGCGGCUCGCCGCCACGAUCAGCGGGCGUGUGGGGAUUGUGCCAGGCUGCGGGCACCUGUCGCACGAAGAGGACCCGGCUGCGCUGCUGGCGGUGCUCGCACCGUUUGUGGGCGAGGUGGUGUGCAGCCGGGCCAGCGGCGGCAGUGGGGCAGAGAGGGCUGCAGCUGACAGCGGAAGUGUUGCAGCAACCACAGGGCAGCUGGCAUGA
Monoraphidium neglectum is the source of this 2634-nucleotide messenger RNA. RefSeq lists its product as hypothetical. The transcript is spliced from 6 exons. The coding region runs from base 1 to 2634 and encodes 877 amino acids. NCBI's taxonomy places the organism in Eukaryota, Viridiplantae, Chlorophyta, Chlorophyceae, Sphaeropleales, Selenastraceae. The record is from RefSeq and is a predicted model, not a curated record.